AUCAAUUGCUUUCCAAGGUUAUCUCCGUUUCCAGGCUUCCGCAGCAACAUCUGAAGGACUGUUGUUCAUUUACCUUUCUUUAAAUUCUACAUUAGCAAAAUGUAGCAAUGGAUCACCUCAAAUUAACCCCGAGCAAUUCAAAAGCUCGCGACCCUCCUCGUCUAUUCCUCCAUCCCUCUCCGGCAGCCUCCCAUGUAUCGCUUUCAGGAAUGGUAGCUGCUAGCCCAGCAGUUCCGCCCGCAGCUGCAUCGGUAUCGAACGCGCUGGAAGAUGCAAGCGGCGCGUCCACACAACAAUCGCAACCCCCUGCUUCUCUCGCGCGAACCGGCUCGUUACUCAAUACCCGAAACCGCACUGGCAUCAGUCGACUUCAAACCGCAGAUUCCGCCCGAACCGCCGAUAGAACCGACGCGUUAUGGGCUGAGAUGCAGGCGACCUUAGAAGAAGUAGAACUGUCGGCGAGUGGAGGUACGCAUGUUUUUGGACCAGAGCACGAUCGUAAGCUUGCUGAGUUGCGCGCCGCUCAGAUAAAAUUAGCACAAGCUUGGGCACGAGGUGAGGCCGAAGAUUCGAUCGAUACAUCAGCCACAAAACAAGAGAUGCCAAACCUAAAGGGAACUUUGGGCGAUAUAGGUAUCUCUGUCGCCUCGGGAACUGGUCUUGGUCCUACAAUGUCUGCAAGCGCUGGAAGAGCAGCUGUCGAAGGUACUGAAGGGGGUAAGAGCACAGUCGGCACCGGCAGCGCACGACCAGGCAGCAGUGGAACAGGGCGCGAACGACUUGGUGCUAAGCUCGAGGAAGAGACGGAAAGAGAUAUUCUCCUAGCAAGAAAUAGAAGGGAGGCCAAUGAUCGGUACUUCUCGAAGAUUGAUCAAGGAGUUCGGGAUGUUGUCGAAAAACUAGAGGAAGUGGCCGUAGCCAUGAGAAACGUAGAAGAAGAAACGCGCAAUCUUUGGGCCGACGACGCAACACCGAUAGCGCGAAACCCUGACGAUGACGCUUAUUAAUAUUUGUAUACAUUUCACGGUUAUCUGGCGUUUUGGCAGGUUACGGGUAUAAUGGUAUGUCGGAAUGGCUUCUCAUGCAUU
Messenger RNA from Hypoxylon trugodes, 1088 nucleotides. RefSeq lists its product as uncharacterized. The record is from RefSeq and is a predicted model, not a curated record. The coding region runs from base 108 to 1007 and encodes 299 amino acids. NCBI's taxonomy places the organism in Eukaryota, Fungi, Ascomycota, Sordariomycetes, Xylariales, Hypoxylaceae. The transcript has a single exon.